Molecule: messenger RNA, 1179 nt
Organism: Sclerotinia borealis F-4128
Lineage: Eukaryota; Fungi; Ascomycota; Leotiomycetes; Helotiales; Sclerotiniaceae
Source: the annotation of a GenBank genome assembly
AUGGUUCAAACAAACGGAGUUUCUCACCACAACCAAGGAACUUUCCUUUUCACUUCUGAGUCUGUUGGUGAGGGACAUCCAGACAAGAUCGCUGAUCAAGUCUCCGAUGCCAUUCUUGAUGCAUGCUUAGCUGAGGACCCUCUCUCUAAAGUUGCUUGUGAGACUGCUACCAAGACUGGUAUGGUUAUGGUUUUUGGUGAGAUUACCACCAAGGCACGUCUCGAUUACCAAAAAGUCAUUCGUGGAGCCAUUAAGGAUAUUGGAUACGAUGACUCUUCCAAGGGUUUCGACUACAAGACUUGCAACGUGUUGGUUGCCAUUGAAGAACAAUCUCCAGAUAUCGCUCAAGGUCUUCACUACGAACAGGCUCUCGAGCAAUUAGGUGCUGGUGAUCAAGGUAUCAUGUUCGGAUAUGCCACUGAUGAGACUCCCGAAUUAUUCCCUUUGACCCUUCAAUUGGCACACAAGCUUAACGCUGCUAUGUCCGCUGCUCGCAGAGACGGUAGCUUGCCAUGGCUCAGACCUGAUACCAAGACUCAAGUCACUAUUGAGUACAAGCAUGACAACGGAGCUGUUGUCCCACAAAGAGUCCACACCGUUGUUGUCAGCGCUCAACACGAUGAGAACAUCACCACCGAGUCUUUGAGAAAGGAGAUUUUAGAAAAGAUUAUCAAGACCGCGAUCCCUGCCAAAUACUUGACUGAGGAGACUAUCUACCACAUUCAACCAUCCGGACUUUUCAUCAUCGGUGGACCUCAAGGAGAUGCUGGUCUUACUGGCCGAAAAAUUAUUGUCGACACAUACGGUGGAUGGGGUGCUCACGGUGGUGGAGCUUUCUCCGGAAAGGAUUUCUCCAAGGUUGACAGAUCUGCUGCCUACGUCGCCAGAUGGAUUGCCAAGUCAUUGGUCAAUGCCAAACUCGCCAGACGUGCUCUCGUUCAACUCUCAUACGCCAUCGGUGUUGCCGAGCCACUUUCCAUCUUUGUCGACACAUAUGGUACAUCCAGCAAGACAUCAGAUGAACUUGUUGAGAUUAUCAGAGCCAACUUUGACUUAAGACCUGGUGUCAUUGUCAAGGAGCUCGAUUUGGCCAAGCCAAUCUACUUCAAGACUGCCAAGAACGGUCACUUCACCAGUCAAGACUUCACCUGGGAGAAGCCAAAGACCCUCAAGUUCUAA